AUGGCUACCCCGCCUACCUUUACUGAGCUCAAUGAACAUCUCACCGAGGUCCUCAGUAAUCCCUCGACAAGUACACUUAACGUCCGCCUCCUGGAAACUUUCACCGCUCAACUGCCCGAGCAGCCCACAACUCACCUCACUGGUACUCUUGUACCACUCCUCGCAAAAGCCCUCGCAGUUGUGAAUGAAGAUCCCACACCCAUAACCACGCUCCUGCAGCACCUCCUCACCACGACAACCUUCACUGAGCUUUUGGCCUUCGCCUCCCAACCCCAAACCCUUCAACUGCUCUCAGCGGCUUCCCCAGCAGUACGCGUACUCGGUCUCUCGAUUCUAGAGAAGGCGGCAGCGGCCCCAUCUGAGGUUGGGAUCGUCGCAAGCUGGUCGGACGUCGUACAGAAGCUCGUCGAGGUGCUGCUUUGCGAUUCUGACACAGGUGUUGCAUCCAGGGCGGCAGAUGUUCUUGUGAGGUUGUUAGCGGCGGAUCUAGGUGUUGGCUUACUAUGGCGGAGGAUUUGCGAGGAUGAGGGUGUGUAUGAGACAUUUUUCCGGCUGUGCUCAUGGAAAGGAGAGGAGCUUCCAGAGGGGAAAAAGACGGAAGCGCAGGGGAGGCUCCUACAAGUAGUCGCGCGGAUGGCAGCACUCGAUUUCAGCGGUGUAUCAACCUCAGCAUUCCCAGCGAUUGACAAUAAGUACGCGGCGUCAGAGGAAGCUUGUGGAGGACUACUAGAGUUUGCCACGCGCUGGGCCGUAGAUGCUGACGGCGAUGUCAUGAUGCACAUGGUGCUCCUCGAUUUUUACACGUUGUUGCUACAGUCGACAAAGGCACUCGACUAUCUCGAGACCUCUGGCCUCCACAGUGCUACCACAGGCCGCUACAUUGCCCCUGCAGCAUACUCAGAUGAUAUAAUCGACCAACAACUUCUCGAAUCCAAAGCAGCCGAAUACCUCGCGACCUAUGCCCGUCUACACCCGACGCAGCUCCUUGACUCUCCAGCCCCCAAGAUCCCCGACGGACGGAACCCAAAACGGCGGCGCAUGUCAUUGGGUACUGGCCCACCGCCGCCCGCAAAGACGCUCGUUGAGGUGACACUGGAGCGUAUUGAGCAGACGCUGAAAGACACCCCCCAGCAUCCGCAUACGCCUUCUAUGGAUAUUCUGAUGGCAAUGCCUCCUUCUGUGCUGGUGACGGAUGCUGGAAAAAAGGUUGUGGCGAUGAUCCCGCUGUCGCCGCCCCAAACGGCCUACAUUGAUGCUUUGACAGCUGUAAUCACAAAGCAGGGUAACAGCAGUGAGGUAUAUGAUAACUAUUAUGCCACCCACGCAGAUAUGUGGCAAAAGAUCAAUAGCUAUGUGUCUACAUUGGCCCUUAGAGAUGUUGUUCUGGCAUGCAUGAACUUUAUCGAGAAAUUAUUAGUCGCACAGGACUCUACGGGCACGUACUGGGGGGCCAAAGCAGUCGUAAACGCGCCAGGUGUGAUGGCGUUCCUGAUUACCCCGCCGCAGAGGUUUUCUGGAGCGAGGGAUCCCAUGAGCACCGCUUUUGUGGUGGCUACAAGGAAGCUGGAAGUCCUGGAGACGGUGCUGCGGGUGCUGGGCAGAGCUGGUGAUGAGGUCCCGGGCGCAGAUGGAUGGAAAGUUGUGGUGCAGGAGAGGUUAAAAGUCGGGCUGUGGGGCAAUAGCGCUGGUGGGGAAGUGGCCACAAUGGAAAUGUGA
This is a messenger RNA of Morchella sextelata, 1716 nucleotides long. RefSeq lists its product as uncharacterized. The transcript has 2 exons. The coding region runs from base 1 to 1716 and encodes 571 amino acids. The record is from RefSeq and is a predicted model, not a curated record. NCBI's taxonomy places the organism in Eukaryota, Fungi, Ascomycota, Pezizomycetes, Pezizales, Morchellaceae.